CUCUCUCUCCCUCCCUCCCCUCCCCCCUCAGUCGCUGAGGGCACAGCCCCGUGAGCGGCAGACGGGAGAGAAGGAGAAAGAGGAGGAGAGGAAGGAGAGAGAGAGAGAGAGAGAGGGAGAGAGAGAGAGAGAGAGAAAAGAGGACAAAUAAACCCUCGACGUGAAGUUCUGAGAGAAAAGAAACAUGAAUGGACACAUCUCAACUUACCACCAGGGAGGAUUCGAGUCAUAUUCCUCCCAGCUAAUUGGCUAUGCUUCGCAAACAUUGAUACAGCCAGAGAUGGACAAUACUUCAUCAAAGUCGAGUGGAAAAGCCCUGUAUGGAGUCGAUGGAUUGUACUUCUUCCGUUCUUCAAAACAUAAAACGAAAGAACAAAGGAAAAACUAUGCAAAAUCAAGUGUUAUAAUGCCUGAAACCUCACAGUAUCGCGUUGAGCACCUGACAACUUUUAUCGUGGAUCGUAAAGAUGCUAUGAUAACCAUAGAUGAUGGGAUAAGAAAACUGAAACUGCUGGAUGUGAAGGGCAAGGUCUGGACCCAGGACAUGAUCCUACAGGUGGAUGAGAAAGCCGUCAGCUUGAUUGAUAUGGAGACCAAGAACGAAUUGGAGCACUUUACCUUUAACACAAUCCAGCAUUGCCAGUCUGUGAUGAAUGCCUGUAACUAUAACUCCAUUCUGGCACUUGUUUGUAAGGAGCCGGGCCAAGGCAAACCUGACAUUCACCUUUUCCAAUGCGAUGAAAUUAAGGCUGAUUUGAUCCAUGCAGACAUAGAAAGUGCAAUUGCUGACAGCAAAACCGGCAAGCAGAAAAAAAGACCUGAUACUCUGAGAAUGAUCGCAAAUGCAGAUUCCUCCACCUCCAUCCCUCCACCUCCGAAUGCCCCAGCUCCCGUCCCUCCAGGAACAGUGACUCAAGUGGAUGUUAGGAGCCGAGUUGCAGCUUGGUCAGCUUGGGCCUUACCUGUAGAUCAAGAUGACAAACAGAGAGUCUUCCAUGAACAUGAGGAAACUCAAGAUAUGACAGCAGUCCGGAUUGACCGCGAUGUGCAAAUUUUGAACCAUGUUUUGGAUGAUAUUGAAGCAUUUGUGGUUAAACUGCAGAAGGCAGCUGAAGCAUACACUGAACUUUCCAAACGGAAAAAAUCGAAAAAAAGUAAAAAGAAAGGACCAGGAGAGGGUGUUUUGACUCUCCGUGCAAAACCACCGAUACAGGACGAAUUUGUAGACUGUUUUCAGAAAUUCAAGCAUGCUUUUAACCUUCUGGCCAAACUAAAAGUACACAUUCAGAAUCCUAGCGCAGUAGACCUAGUACACUUCUUGUUCACACCUUUGAACAUGGUUAUACAAACAAGUGGUGGACCCGAAGUGGGUAGUUCUGUUCUCUCUCCACUCUUGACAAAAGAUGCCAUAGAUUUUUUAAAUGCAUGCGUCCUAUCUGAAGAAAGACAAGUUUGGUUUUCUUUAGGUGACACAUGGACUAAACCAAGAUCAGAGUGGCCCAAAGAUCAGUUUGUUCCACCCUACAUGCCUCGCUUUAGAAAUGGCUGGGAGCCUCCAUUGUUAUCUUUCCUGGGAACAGCACGUGAACAAGAGCUAAAUAAUUUAGCUGAGUCUGUGGCAAACGCAGAGCACCAACGCAGGCAAGAAGAACAGAGGAGAUUGAGUGAAGAGCAAGCGAUUUCACAGGAGUACUUUCCAGCUGACGGGUAUGCAUUCAACAAGUCAGUUUGCAAGGGACGAUCUGCGCUGCAGCAAGGAACAGCUAAAGCUGGCUUUCAGAAAAGUAGUAGUCGACAUGUAGAUAGAAAUUAUGAAGCUUAUGGUAAAGUGGAUCCCCCGAGACUUGCCAAAUCAAAAUAUGAUUUUGUAGCAAGAAACAGCAAUGAGCUAUCCGUUAUGAAAGAUGACUUACUGGAGAUUAUUGACAAUAAGAAACAAUGGUGGAAAGUGAGAAACCAGAGUGGAAUGUCUGGGUAUGUGCCAAACAAUAUUCUGGAUGAAGUGAAAGAUCCUCAUGAGUCUGGAGAAGGACGGUCUGAAGCUCUCUACAGUCAGACAAUUCAGAAACAAAAGUUAGAUUACGUUCCAAGAUCUCUCAAUCCAGUACCUCCUGCUCCUUCGCCUCCACCAACCCCAGCUCCAGCACAUAUGCCUGGCUCUGUUGCAUCUCCAUUUUUAGGUGGUGUAACUAAAGGAUCUUCCAGAAAUAUCAGCCGGCAGAACAGCAGCAGCUCUGUUGAAAGUAAUGGUCCGCUAAGGGAUAGUCCGAAGGACAGACAGAUCCCACUCAAUCGCAGGAAAUCUCAUAUGGAAGAAGUACAGGAUGAGCUGGUGCAUAGACUUACAAUUGGACGCAGUGCUGCGCAGAAGAAGUUCCAAGUGGUGCGGAGCAACAGUUCUACAGUUACUGUUUCCUACGAAUCAUCUCCAGAAGAAGUAACGGAAUGGCUUCUGGCUAAGGGAUUCAAUGCUGUUACGGUGAACAGUCUGGGAGUACUCACAGGAGCACAGCUUUUCUCUCUAAACAAGGACGAGCUCAAGACCGUUUGCCCUGAAGAUGGUGCUCGGGUUUAUAGUCAGGUUACAGUACAGAAGGCUGCAUUAGAGGAUAAACGUGGGACUUCAGAGCUGGAAGAAAUCAUGAAGCGGAGACAAGAAAAACUGAAUGCUGCUGGUUGUGACUCAGGAGUGGAAUCUUUUGAUGAAGGAAACAGUCAUUAGUAUAGUGUCAUUACCUUGAACACUUCUUUUUUUGAUUUAGGAAAUCACUGAGGGAUCACCUGACUUUUUACAGAUUAUGCGCAGAAGGCACAAAAUGAUGGACCAGUGAAGCGUACUUCAAAAAGGACAAGCUGUAAUGAAUACAUUUUGCUAAGUUUUUAUUACUGUGAUCUAGUGCAGGAUUCCAUAAAAAUCAUUAAGUGACAUCAAUAAAAUUCCAUACAUCUUUUGCAAGUAGUGUUGAUUUAUUUCUCUUUGAAUAUAAUUUAAAAUUGCUGCUUUGGUUUGUUGCAUUGAGACUCAAUGCAGUAAGCUGCCUUGUACUUUUCUGUAGCAGACUGAGAAAAGGGAGUAGGAUUCAGUGUUAUAAGUCAAUAUUGUGUAUUAGAUUAAAUUCAGAUCAGUUAAGAUUAUUCAUUCAUUGGUAAUGAGGUACUAAAGGUGGAGCACUAUUUUGUGGUUGGCAUUUGAGUUGAGUGUAAAUUGUCAUGGUCUUAACGUAGAAGAAGAAAAAAAACAUCAAAUAUAAUUGACUUAACAAAAGCAGAAUUUUCUCAACAAACUUGCAUUACAUUAAAAGGAAAUUCCAGUUUUAAAACUUUUCAAAAAUGUGUAUUCAAAAGACUUCAGUUUGCUGCAGCUAUUUUAUUGGGCAUGAAAACAGACUUGUUGGUUUAAAGAUGUAACGUUGACUGAAACACUGAUUGAAAUGUACUUUCAUAUCUAUGUUACAUACACUGAAACACCAAAUCAUUUCACUACAGUUUCUAGUAUACGUCACAGUUUGAACUUAAAAUGUUAGAAUUUUCUUAUCUUGGUGUUAUUUUAUGAGAAAGUGCUUGACUGAAAAAUAAUGUUGUAUAUUUGAGAACUUAAAUCCAUUUAGAAGGAUUUUGUAUUGUAUUUGUAUAGUUUCAUGGUGCCUUUUUCCAUAUAAUUCUGCUGUAAUUCUGAAAUAAAUAGUAUUUACCACAA
Messenger RNA from Callorhinchus milii (elephant shark), 3697 nucleotides. RefSeq names its product epidermal growth factor receptor pathway substrate 8a (gene eps8a). Bases 185 to 2722 code for a protein of 845 amino acids. The transcript has 22 exons. The record is from RefSeq and is a predicted model, not a curated record. Gene Ontology annotation, cellular component: ruffle membrane; vesicle; plasma membrane. Gene Ontology annotation, biological process: Rho protein signal transduction; positive regulation of ruffle assembly; regulation of Rho protein signal transduction. Gene Ontology annotation, molecular function: actin binding. NCBI's taxonomy places the organism in Eukaryota, Metazoa, Chordata, Chondrichthyes, Chimaeriformes, Callorhinchidae.